CACUACUUUAAACAACCAUAGCCGACUGGGAGGGGUCCUUUUCCACAGUGGCGUGUAGGAUUUGCAGCCAAUAUGCCGACUGUCAGCGUAAAACGGGAUCUUUUAUUCCAAGCUUUGGGCAGAACAUAUACUGAUGACGAGUUUGAUGAGCUGUGUUUUGAGUUUGGGCUGGAGCUGGAUGAAAUUACCUCAGAGAAGGAGUUAAUCAGUCGUGAGCAAGGUGACACGAAGGCCUCAGGAGCAUCUGAGGUAAUACUGUACAAGAUCGAUGUGCCAGCUAACCGCUAUGAUCUGCUGUGUCUGGAAGGACUUGUGCGGGGACUGCAGGUCUUCAAGAACAAGGUGGAGGCCCCCCGCUACUGCCGUGUGAGCCCAACCAGUGGAGAGCGUCAGAGGCUGAUCAUCACUCAGGAGACAGCAGUGGUAAGGCCACAUGCUGUGGCAGCAGUGUUAAGGAACAUUACCUUCACACAGGAGCGCUAUGACAGCUUCAUCGAACUACAGGAGAAACUCCACCAGAACAUCUGCAGGAAGAGGUCACUGGUAGCCAUUGGAACUCAUGAUCUGGACACCAUCUCAGGCCCUUUUACAUACACAGCUAAACGUCCAGGGGACAUCCACUUCAAACCCCUCAACCAGGCCAAAGAGUACACUGCCAUUGAACUCAUGAGCCUCUACAAGACAGACAGCCACUUGAGGCACUACCUUCACAUAAUUGAAGACAAGCCAGUGUACCCCAUCAUCUACGAUAGCAAUGGAAUUGUCCUGUCUAUGCCUCCCGUUAUCAAUGGGGACCAUUCUAAAAUUUCGAUAAACACAAAGAAUGUCUUCAUUGAGUGCACGGCUACAGACCUUACCAAGGCAAAGAUUGUAUUGGACAUGAUGGUGACCAUGUUUAGCGAGUACUGUUCACAGCCUUUCACGGUAGAAGAGGCAGAGGUGGUAUAUCCAGAUGGCAGGACCUGCGUAUACCCAGAGCUGGCUUACAGAAAGGAGACACUGUCAGGUGACUUCAUCAACCGCAAAGUGGGCAUCAGUGAGCCCACUGAGCGUAUCGCUCAGCUGCUGACCAGGAUGUGCCUCCGCUCCCAGGCCACUGGUGUUGGUGAUGAGAUUGAGGUGGAGAUCCCACCCACACGUUCGGAUGUCAUACAUGCCUGUGACAUCAUGGAGGACGCAGCUAUGGCUUACGGUUUCAACAACAUCAUCCGCACUACGCCACGCACCUACACUAUAGCCAAUCAGUUCCCACUGAAUAAAGUCACCGAACUGUUAAGACAAGACCUGGCUGCAGCUGGAUUCACAGAGGCACUCAACUUUGCCUUGUGCUCUCAAGAGGACAUAGCAGACAAGCUGGGGAAAAAGAUCUCCGAAACCAUGGCAGUUCACAUCUCCAACCCCAAAACGGCUGAGUUUCAGGUGGCGAGAACCACUCUGCUGCCAGGCCUGCUUAAGACUGUAGCAGCCAACAGGAAGAUGCCGCUGCCCCUCAAACUGUUUGAGAUUUCCGACAUAAUACUGAAGGAUGAGACCAAAGAUGUAGGUGCCAGGAACAGCCGGCGCCUGUGUGCUCUCUAUUACAAUAAGAGCCCGGGCUUCGAGGUGAUCCACGGGCUGCUCGACCGCACCAUGCAGCUGCUGGAGGUGAAGCCGGCUCAGGGAAGCGGCUACCACAUCCAAGCUGCAGAUGAUUCCACCUUUUUUCCUGGUCGCUGUGCGGAGAUCUUUGUGCAUGGGAAGAGCAUAGGACGCUUUGGGGUCCUUCACCCAGAUGUCAUCAAUCGCUUCGAGCUGACCAUGCCCUGCUCUGCACUAGAGAUGGACAUCGAGCCUUUCCUUGGCCACACUGCUGAAACUUCCCUCACACAUGAUGUCCCCAUGCACAAGUUCCUCAUGCAAGACAGUUCACCACAGGCCCCAAUCCACUGCCCCACAACGACCAAAACCAUCUUUGGUGACAUGAGUUCACCUGCUGGCGUCAAAGCCCUUAAUGACUUCUUGGGCGACAAAAGCUACAUUGAGGGCUUUGCGGUGUCCCAGGCCGACUUUGCAGUAUUUGAGGCCAUCCCCUCCGCUCCUUCGCCAAUUCUCUGCCACGCCUUGCGCUGGUACAACCACAUAAAGUCCUUUCAGAGGGAAAAGGUCAGCCUCCCAUCAGCAAGUAGACAAUACGUGUUGGCUGGAGAAGUAGACCAGCCCACUGACGAUGAGGAUGAUGACAUUGAUCUGUUUGGUUCUGAUGAUGAGCAAGAGAGUGCUGAGGCAGCGAGGAUCAAGGAGCAGCGCCUGGCUGAGUACGCCGCCAAGAAGGCAAAGAAGCCUGCUCUCAUUGCCAAGUCGUCCAUCCUGCUUGAUGUCAAGCCGUGGGACGAUGAGACAGACAUGAUCAAUCUGGAGGAGUGUGUUCGCAGUAUCAGCAUGGACGGCCUGGUGUGGGGGCAGUCCAAGCUGGUCCCAGUGGGCUAUGGGAUCAGGAAGCUACAGAUCGGCUGUGUUGUGGAGGAUGAUAAAGUGGGCACGGAUCAACUGGAGGAAGCCAUCACUGCCUUUGAGGAGUAUGUUCAGUCAAUGGACGUGGCUGCAUUCAAUAAGAUCUGAACGUUUCACAUGCUGCAGUAAAAUCCUAAAAAAGUAAUUGUUUUGAGCGAGGCAAUCUAGUAUGCAACGUGUUAGAAUACACAGUGCAACCUUUUGAAAUAACCUUUUCUUGCUUAAAUAAAGGCCGGACUUGUA
Messenger RNA from Lampris incognitus (smalleye Pacific opah), 2733 nucleotides. RefSeq names its product phenylalanyl-tRNA synthetase subunit beta (gene farsb). The transcript is spliced from 18 exons. Gene Ontology annotation, cellular component: eukaryotic translation elongation factor 1 complex; phenylalanine-tRNA ligase complex; cytoplasm. The coding region runs from base 73 to 2598 and encodes 841 amino acids. The record is from RefSeq and is a predicted model, not a curated record. Gene Ontology annotation, molecular function: RNA binding; phenylalanine-tRNA ligase activity; ATP binding. Lineage: Eukaryota; Metazoa; Chordata; Actinopteri; Lampriformes; Lampridae. Gene Ontology annotation, biological process: phenylalanyl-tRNA aminoacylation; translational elongation.